Camelina sativa (false flax) is the source of this 677-nucleotide messenger RNA. Its product is annotated as RING-H2 finger protein ATL16. Gene Ontology annotation, molecular function: ubiquitin protein ligase activity. The record is from RefSeq and is a predicted model, not a curated record. Gene Ontology annotation, biological process: protein ubiquitination. NCBI's taxonomy places the organism in Eukaryota, Viridiplantae, Streptophyta, Magnoliopsida, Brassicales, Brassicaceae.
CGAAUCUCAUUCUUCAUUUUUCCUCCCCCCUUCUCUCUCUCUCUCUCUCUCUCUUGCUCGCUCACUCACACACCUCAGCAAAACUUGUUCUUCUUCUUCUUUCAAAAAAAUCUAACACAAUGAGCUUCUUCAUCGAAGAAUCUGGUCUCAUAGUCACUCAACUCCUCUACAAAAUGGCUGUUCUCAUCACCGUCCUCAGAUGGAUCUUCGCUUGGAUCUUACGCUACCGAUCCAGAUCUAGAUCCACCGCUUCUUCUUCUUCUCCAUCUUGUCCUACGAUUUCGUCACAGGCGAUCAAAGAAAGCCUCUCCGUGACAACGUUCCGUGACGCGGCGGAGAGAUCUCCGGCGAUGAUCAACGAUACCUGCGCUGUUUGUCUCGGAGAUCUUGAAGACGGAGACGAGGUUAGAGAGCUAAGGAAUUGUAGCCAUAUGUUUCACCGCGAGUGUAUUGACCGGUGGUUGGAUUACGAGUGUUGCGGAGGAGGAGAUGAAAGCAACGAAGGUGAGGAAGAUAACCACAGGAAGUGUCCUCUUUGUAGAACUCCGCUUCUUGCUGCUAAUACGACGUCGUGCGGUGAUUGGCCUGCUAAGAACGAACCUAGCUGGGCUGUUGAACGUCUUCUUUACCUCUUCGGCGAUGAUCUUCUCGUCUGAUUUUUACUUUUUUUUUUUUUU